CGCUGCGGCAAGACGGGUCCGGAAGGGAAACAAGGCGGUGCGAAAACGGGUGUGAACUUUGGGCACCGCCGCUGCCCGUAGUAGGCGUCCCCAACAUGGCGGCUCCCCAAGAUGUCCACGUACGGAUCUGUAACCAAGAGAUUGUCAAAUUCGAUCUGGAGGUGAAGGCGCUUAUCCAGGAUAUUCGCGAUUGCUCAGGACCAUUAAGUGCACUUAGUGAACUGAACACUAAAGUGAAAGAGAAGUUUCAACAGUUACGGCACAGAAUACAGGAGCUUGAGCAGUCAGCUAAAGAGCAAGACAAAGAGUCAGAGAAACAAGCUCUGCUCCAGGAAGUGGAGAAUCACCAGAAGCAGAUGCUCAGCAAUCAGACCUCAUGGAGGAAAGCAAAUCUCACUUGCAAAAUUGCCAUCGACAAUCUAGAGAAAGCAGAGCUUCUCCAGGGAGGAGAGCUCUUAAGGCAGAGGAAAACCACCAAAGAGAGCCUGGCCCAGACAUCCAGCACCAUCACAGAGAGCCUCAUGGGGAUCAGCAGGAUGAUGUCCCAGCAGGUCCAGCAGAGCGAGGAAGCCAUGCAGACUCUAGUCAAUUCUUCACGAACUAUCCUGGAUGCAAAUGAAGAGUUUAAGUCCAUGUCGGGGACCAUCCAGCUGGGACGGAAGCUCAUCACAAAAUACAACCGCCGGGAGCUGACAGACAAGCUCCUCAUUUUCCUUGCUCUGGCCCUCUUCCUUGCUACCGUCCUCUACAUCCUGAAGAAGCGGCUCUUUCCAUUCUUGUAAGAUGUGAGAGCCCCCAGGUUUGCCCCUUUGAGCUCCUGUUUCAGGAUCCAUCCACACUCCUGAGCUCUAGCCCAGGAUGCCACACCGAGCCAUGGUCCCCAGUUUGCUGCAGUGGCUGAGCAGGUGGGAUGGAAGCACAGCUCCCAGGUUCCUGCAGGAGGCCGGCAUGUAGAGUGCGAGUUGAGUAGUGGGAGGAGGACUGUCAUCGGGGUGCCCACAGGGACAGGGGCUCUGAGCACCUGAGCCUUGCACGCUCUGGCUGGCCGCUGCAUAUGGCACUUAGAGUCCAGCCUCUCCUCCCCCUCCCAUGUGGCCCUCAAUGCCAGGUCUGGUGGAGGGAAGAGAGAAGAGUGGAGAGGAUGAUGAACACUUACGUCCAUUCCUUGAAUAAACUUGAUUGUAUUUACUAGAAUGAAA
This is a messenger RNA of Trichechus manatus latirostris (Florida manatee), 1199 nucleotides long. RefSeq names its product BCL2 interacting protein 1 (gene BNIP1). The transcript is spliced from 6 exons. Gene Ontology annotation, cellular component: endoplasmic reticulum; SNARE complex. Gene Ontology annotation, biological process: retrograde vesicle-mediated transport, Golgi to endoplasmic reticulum. Gene Ontology annotation, molecular function: SNAP receptor activity. Lineage: Eukaryota; Metazoa; Chordata; Mammalia; Sirenia; Trichechidae. Bases 96 to 782 code for a protein of 228 amino acids. The record is from RefSeq and is a predicted model, not a curated record.